AUGACCGACGAGGAAGAGCGGGUCGUCCUCCUCGGCAACGGCAAGGAGCCGGAGGCGACGCGGGUUCGCCUGGAGAAUGGGCGGCGGACACGUUCAAAGGAAAGUCCACUCCUCGUCGCGACGCCGGAGGGCAACGAAGAUAUCGCCGACGACUCGCCGCUGCCGUCAAUGUCUGCCGUGCCGGUGGUCGUCAACUGCGCCAAGCACACGCGCCAGGAGCAGCAGAGCCAAGAGCCCGAGGAGAUGCUCGACACCCACAGCGAGCCGCCAUGCGCGGUAGACGAUCAGCAUAGGAAAAACUCGUGGAAAGUGACGGCGAUGAUCACGAUCACGUUCCUGUUCUUCAUCGUCGAGCUGGUGGUGGGGAUCAUGAAUCGAAGUAUCGCCCUCCUCGCCGACUCCUACCACAUGCUCUCCGACGUGAUGGCCCUGGUUGUGGCCCUCGUUUGCUUGAAACUCUCACGAAGGAAAAGCCGCAAAAAUGGCUUCGGAUGGGUGCGGGCCGAGGUGUUGGGCGCGCUGGUGAACGGCGUGUUCCUGCUGUCGAUGUGCGGCACGAUAUCGCUCGAGGCGUUCGGGCGGCUACUACACCCGCAGGCCAUGCAAAAUCCGAUCCAGGUGUUGAUCGUGGGCACGAUCGGGCUGAUCAUCAACAUCAUUGGCAUCACCAUGUUCCACGGCAUCGGCGGUCACGGCCACUCGCACGGCGGCGGCGGCCACGGGCAUUCACAUGGCGGCGGUGGUGGCGGCCAUGGUCAUUCUCACGAUGGCGCCCCCUCCAGCAACGGCCACUCCCACAAAAGCGACAAGAGCGAUUCGCCCCGAAAAUCAAGCGAUCCCCAUUUGCACGAGAUCCACCGGGCGCGGUUGCCGAACAACAAGACCUGGCAGGGCCAGUCGCUCGAAGACGCCGAUCUGCCCCCGCCACGCGUCCGCAGCGAGCGCGCCAUCUCCCAGAUCUCGCAGCUCAGCACCGGCGUCUCGCACAAUCACUUGGCCCUUCGUCUCGUCGGCAUGCCGGAGGAGUCGGACGAGGAGGAGGAGGAAAGCUCCCCGCCCGGCGUCAGCAAAAAGGAGCGCAAGGAGGUCAAGGUUGCCGAAAACCUGAACAUGCGCGGCGUGCUGCUGCACAUCAUCGCCGACGCCGUCGGGUCGGUGUUCGUGAUCGCGACGGCGUGCUGCUCCUUCUUCCUCGACGAGCAGCUGCCCACCUUCAACAAGUACCUCGACCCGCUGCUAAGUCUGACCCUCGUCGGGUUGAUCAGCUUCUCGGCGUACAACCUCGUCGCCCAGACGGCCGGCAUCAUCAUGCGACGCCCGCCCGUCACCCUCGACAUGGAGGAGCUGAAGAAGGAUAUUGCAGAGCUGAGCGGCGUCGUCAGGUGCCACUCGCUCGAAGUGUGGACGCUGGUGGGCAAUCGGCACAUCGCCACCGCCGAAAUCGAGUUCUGCACGGUGCUGGCGUUCGACCAGGCGGCCGCCAAGAUCCGCCGGCUCUUCCAUCGGAACAACGUCCACUCGCUGACGAUACAGCCAUCGUUCUCGGAUACGUGCAUCUUGGAUCCUGCCCAAGACGUCCCCACGCCCGAGCCGACGCUCAACGACCUCGGCCCCCGCCACCCCAAGCCGAAGGUCGUCUUCGAGACGGGCAUGCACCACGAA
This is a messenger RNA of Mesorhabditis spiculigera, 1662 nucleotides long. The record is from the annotation of a GenBank genome assembly. NCBI's taxonomy places the organism in Eukaryota, Metazoa, Nematoda, Chromadorea, Rhabditida, Rhabditidae.